Molecule: messenger RNA, 1051 nt
Organism: Aspergillus sclerotioniger CBS 115572
Lineage: Eukaryota; Fungi; Ascomycota; Eurotiomycetes; Eurotiales; Aspergillaceae
Exons: 1
Coding region: 1-954 (317 amino acids)
Source: RefSeq, a predicted model, not a curated record
AUGCAGGAGCAUAGAUCUCGCCCGGCCAUAAAAUAUGCCCUUGUCGAAUCAUACACCAAUGAGAACUAUGCCGAGAUUGUCUUACAGGCAGAGCAAACACUCUUCCGAGUCCGGAUAGUCCCUCAACUCGAUAGCCCUGAAUCCCAUUUGGUUUCUCGGAUGUACGAGCCUAGUGGAGAAUCCCUUCGGAGAUUGGUCGAGAAGCUUGGAUCGCUCUGUCAGCCAUUCUUCAGAGCACACGCACGUUACCGGGGCGAUGAUCUCGAUUCGGAGCUGCGGGACAACACGCAGAUCUUCUUGCAGCUGAAGUUCAAAGGCAGGUGUACAGAAUUGUCUGAACUUCCCCAGGAACAGCAACCCUGCGAGGAGUAUCCUGUUCGGCAUAAGAUUAGCACCGAUCUCCCGAGCUAUCAGCUCUCGGCCGUGAAAAAUAUCAGGACAUUUCAUGAGCGUAGAACGUACGAGGUAUCUAUCAAUGGGACCAGAUACUUCUGCAGAAUAGCUCCAGGCAGGUUUGACCACAUGUUCCAGAAUGAGUUUAAUGUAUUGAGAAGAAUAAAGAAGUGUGGCCUGUCUCUUCGCGUGCCUGAACUGAAGGGAUUUGUGGGGGUCGAAGAACAGAUCCCGGGGAUGCUUGAAACAUUCAUCCCCCAUCAGUCGCGUCUCUCUGAUGUUGAUUUGACUGUGGCUGAUCUUGAAGAACGCUGCAAGUGGGUGACCCAGAUUGAGGAUACUGUCCGCAAACUUCAUCACUAUGGUAUUGUCUGGGGUAGAGUACGAGCGUCAAAUGUUCUGAUCGAUCAUCACAGGGAUGCAUGGAUUGUGGAUUUUCAAGAAAGUCUGCUUAGACUUGAGCCGUUUGAUAUCGAUGAAGUUGAAUCCAUGGAUAGAGCCAUGAAGAAAGACUUGGAGGGCCUGGACAAGAUAAACGAGUUUUUGCAUCUGUCAGCUUGAGCGACGAGUUAGACGUGGUUGUGGUAGGUUCGCUUUUUUAGUGAAUUGAAAAGCUUAACCAGCCAGUGAAUGAGGACACAGAAUAUACGUAGAAAAG